AUGGCUGCGCAAUCAACCUUGCGGCAUACUGCCGCUGAGGAGAUGCUGGCGGCCUUCCUCGACAAAUGGACUGGCAGGAUACAGACAAAACUCCGCCGAACUUCGCGCACGACGCGUAUCCUCGCGACUCUGGCACUCGCGGCCUCAAUUAUCCUCGGCGCAGAGGGAGGGCGACGAUGGUGGAAGAACCGACGACAUGAGCGAGAGCAAGGUCGCAAACUCGUGCGCACAAACUCAUGGCUACACAACAAGGACGGAUCGCGAACCAUCUAUGUUCCCUACAAAGAUGGGACAACCAAGGUUGUCAUCAACACGACCAAGCCGCUCACAUUUGACGCUCAUCGGCGCCUCUUCCUUAACCCACCGCGCGUUUCUGGACUGCGCGAAGGCACUGUGCCCUCGGCGCAAACCAAGCCCGGUCUGAAUCUUGCUUUCCUGCACCAAUUUCUGAGCCUUAUGAGCAUCAUGAUUCCGAGGUGGUCAAGUAAAGAAGCUGGAUUGCUACUCAGUCACGGCGUAUUUCUGAUGCUGCGGACGUAUCUUUCGCUGGUCGUGGCCCGUCUCGACGGUGAGAUUGUGCGCGAUCUUGUCGCUGGCAAUGGCAAGGCUUUCCUCUGGGGCAUCCUCAAAUGGUGCGGACUUGGAGGCUUCGCCUCAUACACCAACGCCAUGAUCAAGUUCCUCGAGUCCAAGGUAUCGAUCGCAUUUCGAACGCGACUUACACGGUACAUCCAUGAUCUCUACCUGAACGAUAAUCUUAAUUACUAUAAGCUCUCGAACCUGGACGGAGGCGUUGGCCAAAGCGCGGACCAGUUUAUCACCCAAGAUCUGACUCUAUUCUGUGCAGCAGCGGCCAACAUUUACUCGUCACUUGGAAAACCGUUUGUCGAUCUUUGUGUCUUUAACUACCAGCUCUACCGGUCGCUUGGUCCCCUUGCUCUGACAGGUCUUAUGAGCAAUUACUUCUUGACUGCGAGCAUCCUUCGAAGGCUUUCCCCACCAUUCGGCAAGCUAAAAGCCGUGGAAGGACGCAAAGAGGGUGACUUCCGAAGCUUGCAUGCCAGGUUAAUUGCCAAUGCUGAGGAGGUUGCCUUCUAUGGUGGUGCGGAGACGGAAAAGACGUUUCUGAAUCGCGAAUUCAAGUCACUGAAGUCGUGGAUGGAAGGCAUCUACAUGCUCAAGAUCCGAUACAAUAUCCUCGAAGACUUUAUUCUCAAAUACAGCUGGAGCGCCUACGGAUAUCUCCUGGCAUCACUGCCCGUCUUUUUGCCAGCAUGGGGUGGCGUUGGCGGCCGAGCUGAGAUGGCCGAGAAUGGACACCGGGGAGGCCGAGAACGCAAUCGUAUGAAGGAGUUUAUCACCAACAAGAGGCUCAUGCUCUCGCUUGCAGAUGCUGGAGGUCGUAUGAUGUAUUCGAUCAAGGACCUUUCGGAACUGGCAGGGUACACUAGCCGUGUAUACACGCUCAUCUCGACUCUGCACCGGGUACAUGCCAAUGCCUACCAUAUCCGAGGUGGCCAGAGCGAAUUGUAUUCGCUAUCCGACGUUCAAGGGACGAUCCAGAAGGGAUUUGACGGUGUUCGGUUUGAGCAUGUUCCGGUUGUGGCCCCUGGUCUGUGGCCGCAGGGAGGCGAGGAGUUGCUUGACUCCCUGUCUAUCAUAAUUCGAAGGGGGGAGCAUCUACUGAUUUCUGGAUCAAACGGAGUGGGUAAAAGUGCCAUUUCCCGAAUCCUCGCAGGUCUCUGGCCAGUUUACAGAGGAUUGGUGAGUCGGCCCAAGAACAUCGGCCAAGACGGCAUCAUGUUCUUGCCCCAGCGACCGUACCUGAGCCCAGGCACACUUCGCGAUCAAGUCAUUUAUCCCGAUGGCCACGUGGACAUGCGAGAGAAGCGCAAGUCGGAAGAUGACCUUAAGAGCAUACUGGAGGCCGCAAGGUUAGGCUACCUUCCUGAUCGAGAAGGAGGGUGGGAUACGCGAAAGGAGUGGAAGGAUGUGCUUAGCGGAGGUGAGAAGCAGAGGAUGGGAUUUGCUCGUCUGUUAUAUCAUGAACCUCAGUAUGCCAUCGUGGAUGAAGGCACCAGCGCCGUGUCAAGCGACGUGGAAGGCUUGCUCUACGAGACAUGCAAGGAGAGGGGCAUCACACUCAUUACCAUCUCAACUCGGGCUUCCCUUAAGAAGUACCACACAUACAACCUCGUCCUGGGAAUGGGAGAGCGAGGCGAUGAGUGGGAGUUUGAGCGAAUUGGAACCGAGCGAGAGAAGAUGCAGGUUGAGAAGGAGUUACAAGAACUGCACGAGCGACUUGCGCAGGUGGACGAGUGGAAGAAGCGACGGGAUGAGAUCGAGGCUGAGCUGGCAGCGGUGUGGACGGAUCAGGGAGAGAAGCUGGAGGCCCCGGCGUAUGCGGAAGAGGUUGUUGAGGCCCAAGAGUAG
This is a messenger RNA of Fusarium keratoplasticum, 2433 nucleotides long. RefSeq lists its product as uncharacterized. The record is from RefSeq and is a predicted model, not a curated record. Gene Ontology annotation, molecular function: ATP binding; ABC-type transporter activity; long-chain fatty acid transmembrane transporter activity. Gene Ontology annotation, cellular component: peroxisomal membrane. The coding region runs from base 1 to 2433 and encodes 810 amino acids. NCBI's taxonomy places the organism in Eukaryota, Fungi, Ascomycota, Sordariomycetes, Hypocreales, Nectriaceae. Gene Ontology annotation, biological process: long-chain fatty acid import into peroxisome; peroxisome organization; fatty acid beta-oxidation. The transcript is spliced from 4 exons.